Dromaius novaehollandiae (emu) is the source of this 1351-nucleotide messenger RNA. RefSeq names its product maestro heat-like repeat-containing protein family member 7. The transcript is spliced from 9 exons. Gene Ontology annotation, cellular component: cytoplasm. NCBI's taxonomy places the organism in Eukaryota, Metazoa, Chordata, Aves, Casuariiformes, Dromaiidae. The record is from RefSeq and is a predicted model, not a curated record. Bases 1 to 1176 code for a protein of 391 amino acids.
AUGAAAGCGCUGCUCUGCCGUGCCGGCUACGAGCGCCAGGUGCUGCUCAUGGCAAGGAAGGGUGGCUGGGACAUGCUCCUCCGCGCUGAGAGCCACCACAGGGGAGUGGCUUUGCUGGCCAGGGAAAUGAGGGAGACCCCAAGAAGCCUGCGAGUUUACCUCCUGCGCCAGCUGGCAGUGCUGCUCCGCCUGGAGGAGCCCUCCCAGGAGAUCUCCAUCCUGGCUUUCCUCGUGGAGCUUGUGGCUUGCCCGGACCUUUGCGAAGACAAUGCUCAUAUCCUGCUGCUCCUUGCGAGGUAUCUGGAGCGUGGCAGCCAGGUGAUACGUGGGCUGGUGCUCAGAGGCCUCGUCCUACUGUGCAAGAGGCCGCAGACGGUAAGAGAAAUGCGCUUCCUGCUGCCACUCAUCAUGGAGCAACUGCGGGAUGCGGACAGCGACAUCAGCACUAAGGCCCUGGUGGUGCUGCGACACAUGGUGCACGUCAUGGGCGAGGAGACGGUGGCCAGCAUUGCUCCGCAGCUGUCCGCGGAGCUCCUGCUGCUCUUUGAUGCCGACGCUGGCCAGGUGCGAGCGCUCUCCAUGCGGCUCUUCAGAGAUGUGCUGGCGAUUGUGCUGGGCACCAAAGACCAGCAGCUGCAGAAGCAAGUGCGCAGCAGCCUGCUGCCACUGCUCUUCCACAUGCAGGACGAGAGCUGCAGCGUGCGCCAGGCCUCUCGGGAAGCCCUUCUUCGCGCUGCCAAGUUCCUCAAGUGGAAGCAGCUCAGGCAGCUGGUUGAGACAGCGCAGACGUGGAGGAUCGGCGAGUGCCUGCUGGUGAGGGCCAGAAGAGCAGAAGAGUACCUGCACCAGAGCCUGACAUACUUGGAGAGCCCACAGGAGUCCUUGCGAGAGGCAGCCGUGAGGUUCACUGGGCUUGUCGGGCAGCACCUGAGGGGCCGGAGCAAGGAGAAGCUGGAGGACAUCUGCACGGCCCUGCAAGGCUUGCAGGAGGACAGCAGCCCGUCCGUCUGUUGCCUGGCGACGCAAACCAUCCUGCUCCUGAGAGCUCCAGGGAAGAUGACUCCCUCCCCAGGCACCCUCCAAGGCCUGUGCUACCGCCUGAGGAGAGCGUGGGAGCGGUGGCACUGUCCUCUGCGCGGUGACUGUGUCUGCUGCUGGAGCUCGGCUGCCUCCUGAUGCCAGGCUGCUCUGCCCGCAGCGGCCACCUGAGUGUGCGGGGAAGUCGGGGGGUUCCUGGCCUCUCUCCCUGCCCGCAGGACAGCUCCGGCCCUCAGGCCCAGCCCGUCCCAGGCUUGUGCUGCCAGUCCCCCCUCUGCUGGGCUUUCCCCAAAGAAGCAGCCCUGUCUCUUCA